Messenger RNA from Chaetomium fimeti, 4073 nucleotides. RefSeq lists its product as uncharacterized. Gene Ontology annotation, molecular function: RNA endonuclease activity; ATP binding; protein serine/threonine kinase activity. The record is from RefSeq and is a predicted model, not a curated record. The coding region runs from base 270 to 3956 and encodes 1228 amino acids. Gene Ontology annotation, biological process: IRE1-mediated unfolded protein response; mRNA processing; protein phosphorylation. NCBI's taxonomy places the organism in Eukaryota, Fungi, Ascomycota, Sordariomycetes, Sordariales, Chaetomiaceae. Gene Ontology annotation, cellular component: IRE1-TRAF2-ASK1 complex. The transcript has 2 exons.
UCCACUCCUCCUCGCAACCACCACCAGAGAUCGCCGUAACCGCCUCCAUCAAUCUCUCCUACCACCACCAUCGAGCGGUGACGGUCGACAACGACAUCGAUAACUAUCAUUAUUUCUGCGACACCGGAUUCAUCGUCGAUCGCUCCGUCCCGCUCUUGCCGAGCCCAAUCCACUCGCUUCCGCCGCUGCCGCCGCCGACUGCAGCAACCCUGCCUUUGAUGUGAUUCCUGACUCAGCUACCCCAGACAUUCCACAUUGUUGGCCCCAAGAUGUUGCGACGGCCUCCUGGCCAUGUCGCCCCCCAGCGCAAGUACCUGCUGGCACUUGCCCUGGUCUUGCUCCCGUGGCUUCCCCUCGCCGGUGCUCAGCAGCAGCACCAGCGUCCGCCCGUAGCAGCCCACCACCAACCCAGGUCGCCGCCCGAAGACGACCGACAUGCCGCCUCCGACCUAGCAGCGGCUGCCGUGACGGGCCAAGAGACGGCCGAGACCCCCGCUAUUUCCCAGCAGCGGAAGACCGUCAAGAGCAGGGAGGCCGACGACGAGCAAUUCCGCCAGCGGAUACUCGCCCGACCGCCCCACGACGAUAGCAAUAACAACAACGACAUCAUUUAUAACGAUGCGCGCGCCCACGCUUUGGCUCCGGACCUGUCCGUUCGAGCACCACCUCCAUCACACUACAGAGGCCCCGCCCCCGGGGCCGGACUCUCGCAGCACGUUGCGCGGAGCCUGGAGGAUUGGGAAGUGGAAGACUUUGUUCUUCUGGCGACCGUCGAUGGAGACCUCUACGCCAGCGACCGGAAAACCGGGCAAGAGCGCUGGCAUUUCAAGGCCGACCACCCCAUGGUCGAGACCCGACAUUUCCGGACCAACCGUACGGUCCUGGACGACGAUUACGACCCCAUCGAUCACUACAUUUGGGUCGUCGAGCCCACCCGUGACGGCGAGUUGUACCUCUGGAGGCCCAACGAGAACGGCGCCGGGUUGGCCAAGAUGACCUUGACCAUGAAAAAGUUGGUCGAGGAGCUGGCACCCUUCAACGACAAAGCCAACCGCGUGCUCUACACCGGGGACAAGAGGACCACAAUGGUCACUUUGAACGCCGCCACGGGGACCAUCAUCAAGCAAUUCGGCUCGACCGGCAGUUACGUGAAUCAGGUCGAAACCGAGAGUUGCUUCAAGCCCAACGCGCUGGCGGACGGCGAGGAGGAAUGCAGCGAGGACAGCACCAUCACGCUCGGUCGCACCGAGUAUACAGUCAGCAUCCACCGCACCGACGGCCACCCGAUUGCGUCCCUGAAAUAUUCCGAGUGGGGGCCCAACACGCAGGAUAACGACCUCAUCCAACAAAACCUCCUGACCAAGGACAGCCGGUAUGUCACCAGCCAGCACGACGGCAAGAUUUACGGCUUCGAGUACAGCCGCUUCAGAGAAGAGCGUCCAGUGUUCACCAAGACGCUCUCGUCGCCCGUCGCUCGCGUGUUUGACGUCCUCCACCGCUGGGAAUCCGCUGCCGGUAUGGACCCGGAACUUAUUGCCCUGCCUCAACCACCGCUCCCCGCGAGUGACGAGGACAACCUGCGUCUUCGGAGCGAGAAGGUCUUCAUCAACCAAACCGAGGAUGGUGGAUGGUAUGCUCUCUCUGGGAGCAGAUAUCCCCUGAUUUUAUCAGCCCCACUUGCGCCCAUCCAUCGCGUCGACUGGUGGAGGAUCAAGGAAGCCUGGGACCUGCUUCCAGAGUCUCAGAAGUCCAGGGCCUUGGUCGGGACGCACCAGCUGCCGGACGGUCUCGGAUCCGACGGCAGGGUCCAGCAGCCGCCCUCGCGGUUGUUACUGGAUGGUCCUCGUACCGGGCCGGAGGGCCUCAUCGACGGCAACAUUGCCAAACCACUCCCGCCGCAUCACCCGCCCGAGCCGGAACCAAGUAGGAUUUUCGAGACGGCGAAGAGAGUGCCAGGAUUUGUCGCGACCAGGGUUUUCGACCUCGUUAGCAAUCCCGCCGCCAUUGUUCUGUUCGUCGUCACGCUGUGGAUGCUCUACAAGGACAGGCUUGUUCGCCUCAACCGAGCAUCCAGGAAAGACAAUGCCUUGGCACCGGAGAUCGAAGUCAACCGUACGGAGCCAACCCCUGCGCCGACAGCGGACAAACCCUCUUCCGCUGUCGAACCCGCCGAGCUCGGGACAGAGGCGACAACACCGGAUGUCGUCCCUGCUGACGCAGUUACUGUCGACCCCCCUGUCGCCGGAGCGGCUGCCACCGAGGCCACCCUAGAGGCAAAGGUGGACGCACAGCCGCCCAGCCAGACGCCCCCCGCUACCGUUACCUUUGCCGACCCUCCAUCGAACAACGAGCCGGCAGAAGGAGCCGAUGCCGCCGCUGGUGGUGAGCCCGUCAAGAAGAAGAAAGGGCACAGGGGCCGUCGGGGAGGCGUCAAGCAUCGUAAGGGCAACAAGGACAAGCGUGAGAAUUCGCAGUCACGCGACGACGACCCCCCGGAGGAAACCGUGGAUGAGGUUAUCAGCAAGGCCAAGACUCUUGUCAAGGAGCCCAAGUUAGAGCCGGACAUCAUCACGGUCUCCGGGACUGCCGACGAGGUGUCGGGCCAUAUGCUCAAGAUGGGGAGUCUCGAGGUGAACGAAGCCGAGCAACUGGGUACGGGAAGUAACGGUACCGUUGUUUUUGCCGGGAAGUGGGACGGCCGCGAUGUUGCCGUGAAACGCAUGCUGGUGCAAUUCAACGAGAUCGCCAGUCAAGAGACUAGGCUACUAAGGGAGAGCGACGACCACCCAAAUGUGAUUCGCUACUAUGCGCAGCAAGAGCGAGCCGCGUUCCUCUACAUUGCGUUGGAGCUCUGCCAAGCUUCGCUCGCCGACAUCGUGCAAAAGCCGCACUGUUUUAGGGAGCUGGCGCAGGCAGGCGAGCGCGAUAUGCCGGGUGUCCUGUACCAAAUCGCCCACGGGCUGAGCCACCUGCACAGUUUGCGCAUCGUCCACCGCGAUCUCAAGCCGCAGAACAUCCUGGUCAACAUGGGCAAGAACGGACAACCGCGGAUCCUCGUCUCCGACUUUGGCCUAUGCAAGAAACUAGAAGGCGGGCAGUCUUCGUUCGGCGCUACUACCGCCCACGCCGCCGGAACCACCGGGUGGCGCGCACCGGAGCUCCUGAUCGACGACGACGCGCCGGUCCCGACGUCCAUGACGAUGACGGACCCCGGCUCCAGCCUGCACAGCGCGUCCGGCUCCGGUUUGGUCGAGGGCCCGGGACCCCACGCCCGGCGCGUGACGCGAGCCAUCGACAUCUUCUCCCUCGGCCUGGUCUUCUUCUACGUGCUGACCCGCGGCAACCACCCGUUCGACUGCGGCGACCGCUUCAUGCGCGAGGUCAACAUCCGCAAGGGCAACUACAGCCUACAACUGCUCGACGUGCUGGGCGACUUCGCCUUCGAGGCCCGCGACCUGAUCGGCAGCAUGCUCAACGCGCACCCCAAGCAGCGGCCCACGGCCGUCGACGUCAUGGCCCACCCCUUCUUCUGGAGCUACAAGAAGCGCCUGGCCUUCCUGUGCGACGUGUCGGACCACUUCGAGAAGGAGCCGCGCGAGCCGCCCUCGCCCGCCCUCGCCCACCUCGAGGCCCGCGCCCCGGAGGUCGUCCAGGGCGACUUCCUCCGCCACCUCCCGCGCGACUUUGUCGACAGCCUCGGCAAGCAGCGCAAGUACACGGGCGCCCGCCUGCUCGACCUGCUGCGCGCCCUGCGCAACAAGCGGAACCAUUACGAGGACAUGCCCGAGUCGCUCAAGAAGGCGGUCGGCGCGCUGCCGGACGGCUAUUUGGCUUUCUGGGCGUGCCGGUUUCCGAAUCUGUUGAUCGAGUGCUGGAAUGUCGUCUAUGACCUGCACUGGGAGAAUACGGAUCGGUUUAGGGACUAUUAUGUGCCCGCGCCGCCGACGGGGUUGUAGGGGGAUGCUGUUGGCGAGGGGUGAGGGGGCCGGGGGGGUUGGUGAAGGGUGAGGUGAGGGGGCGCGGUGGUGAGUGGGUGGCUGAGUGGGUGGCUGAGUGGGUGGCUGAGGGGGUGG